Messenger RNA from Cladophialophora yegresii CBS 114405, 483 nucleotides. Its product is annotated as cyanate hydratase. The record is from RefSeq and is a predicted model, not a curated record. The transcript has 3 exons. NCBI's taxonomy places the organism in Eukaryota, Fungi, Ascomycota, Eurotiomycetes, Chaetothyriales, Herpotrichiellaceae. Gene Ontology annotation, molecular function: cyanate hydratase activity; DNA binding. The coding region runs from base 1 to 483 and encodes 160 amino acids.
AUGUCCCUAGCCAGUCUGGAUGUACUGCAACAUCCCAGCCUACCCCAGUCCUCCAUAACGCUGUUCGAAGCAAAGGCGAAGAAGAAGGUAUCCUUUGAGGAGAUCUCAAAAGAGCUUGGUCGCGAUGAGGUCGCCAUAGCCGCCCUCUUCUAUGGACAAGCGAGGGCGUCGGCAGAAGACAUCAAGAAGCUAUCAGACUACUUUGGCAUCGACCAUGCCACCCUCGAGACGCAAAUGGCAGGAUUUCCGGAUCGCGGCAAAAGCAUCGAGAUGCCCCCAAGGGAACCGUUGAUCUACCGAUUGUACGAGAUUGUGCAGAACUACGGGUAUGCAUACAAGGCAGUGUUGAACGAGAAAUUUGGCGACGGCAUCAUGAGCGCCAUUUCCUUCUCUACUCACGUUGAGAAAGAGAUUGACAAGGAUGGAGCUGCAUGGGCGAAAAUCACCCUGCGAGGAAAAUGGCUGCCAUACACUCGUUUUUAG